Messenger RNA from Elgaria multicarinata webbii, 1809 nucleotides. RefSeq names its product glycine receptor alpha 3 (gene GLRA3). The coding region runs from base 318 to 1673 and encodes 451 amino acids. Gene Ontology annotation, molecular function: transmitter-gated monoatomic ion channel activity involved in regulation of postsynaptic membrane potential; transmembrane signaling receptor activity; glycine binding. Gene Ontology annotation, biological process: chemical synaptic transmission; chloride transmembrane transport; response to amino acid. The record is from RefSeq and is a predicted model, not a curated record. NCBI's taxonomy places the organism in Eukaryota, Metazoa, Chordata, Lepidosauria, Squamata, Anguidae. The transcript has 9 exons. Gene Ontology annotation, cellular component: neuron projection; synapse; postsynaptic membrane.
CCUCUAAGAUUCGCCUCUCUCUUGAAAGGCACAGCGCAAACCUUGGCGAGCUGGUUGCCAAGCACGACAAGCCCAACAUGCCCGAAGUCCCAGGCGCUGGCGAAUAGGCGACCCAGGGCAAAGGCGCCCUCGUCGGUCUAUUGGAUGUACAGGCGCUGUCCGUUGCCGGGGAGCUGCCCAGGGUGCUGAAAACUCGCCCGCCUCUCUCAAGAGCUCUCCGACGUGGAAUUCUCUCCAGCCCUCCGCUUUCCUUCUGGAUUCCCUCAUGACUCGGACACGUCGGCUUGGGAGCAGGUUGUAAAGACCUCGCAAGUACCAUGGCACGGAUUAGAUACCUGCGUGCAGCUGUCUCGGGAUUCUAUCUGUGGGAAGCUGCCCUGCUGCUCAGCUUGGUCGCCACAAAAGAAACCGAUAGCGCGAGGUCUCGUGGCAUGUCAAUGUCUCCUUCGGAUUUCCUGGAUAAAUUAAUGGGUAGGAUGUCUGGCUACGAUGCAAGAAUCCGGCCAAACUUCAAAGGGCCUCCAGUCAAUGUCACAUGCAACAUCUUUAUAAACAGUUUUGGAUCCAUUGCAGAAACAACUAUGGAUUAUCGGGUGAACAUAUUUCUCCGUCAGAACUGGAAUGAUCCACGUCUUACGUAUAGUGAAUAUCCAGAUGACUCUUUAGAUUUAGAUCCAUCCAUGUUGGACUCUAUUUGGAAACCUGACUUGUUCUUUGCCAACGAAAAGGGUGCAAACUUUCAUGAAGUAACGACAGACAACAAAUUGCUACGAAUUUUUAAAAAUGGAAAUGUGCUUUAUUCCAUCAGAUUGACUUUAAUACUCUCCUGUCCAAUGGAUCUCAAAAAUUUCCCAAUGGAUGUCCAAACAUGUAUAAUGCAGCUGGAAAGCUUUGGAUACACAAUGAAUGAUCUCAUUUUUGAAUGGCAAGAAAAUGGUGCUGUUCAGGUAGCUGACGGGCUCACUUUGCCACAGUUUCUGUUGAAAGAAGAUAAAGAUUUGACUUACUGCACCAAGCAUUACAACACAGGCAAGUUUACAUGCAUUGAAGUUCGAUUCCACCUUGAAAGGCAGAUGGGCUAUUAUCUCAUUCAAAUGUACAUUCCCAGUCUAUUGAUUGUCAUACUCUCCUGGGUGUCAUUUUGGAUCAAUAUGGAUGCAGCUCCAGCCAGAGUGGCUUUAGGUAUAACAACUGUACUUACAAUGACAACACAGAGUUCAGGGUCACGGGCUUCACUUCCUAAGGUAUCGUACGUCAAGGCCAUUGACAUCUGGAUGGCUGUUUGUCUGCUUUUUGUAUUCUCGGCUCUUCUGGAAUAUGCAGCUGUAAACUUUGUGUCAAGACAGCAUAAAGAGCUGUUGAGAUUUCACCGAAAGAGGAAGAAGAACAAGGACGAUGACAUAAGAGAGAAUCGAUUCAGCUUCACCGGCUAUGGAAUGGGGCCACCAUGUAUACAAGCAAAAGACGGAGUGGUUCCAAAGGGCCCAAAUAAUCCAGUUCAACCCAUACCAAAAACCCAUGAAGAAAUGAGGAAGGUAUUCAUUGAUCGAGCCAAGAAAAUUGACACCAUCUCCCGGGCAUGUUUUCCAUUGGCCUUUCUGAUAUUCAACAUUUUUUAUUGGGUCAUCUACAAAAUCGUUAGGCAUGAGGAUAUUCACCAAAAACAAGAUUAAGGUUUCCAGUACUUUAACAUACCUGGUUUUUGAUUACUGCAGUACAAAUCAGUAUACAAAUACUGAUUGGCUCAUAAAGGAAAGAAAUCAUAUUUGACUUGCUAUGCAAAGUCACAAAGGGAUCGAAGAAUGACAU